Messenger RNA from Dipodomys ordii (Ord's kangaroo rat), 582 nucleotides. RefSeq names its product phosphatidylinositol 4,5-bisphosphate 5-phosphatase A-like. Gene Ontology annotation, molecular function: phosphatidylinositol-4,5-bisphosphate 5-phosphatase activity; phosphatidylinositol-3,4,5-trisphosphate 5-phosphatase activity. The transcript is spliced from 4 exons. Gene Ontology annotation, cellular component: cytoplasm; plasma membrane; ruffle. The annotation marks the transcript as partial. Lineage: Eukaryota; Metazoa; Chordata; Mammalia; Rodentia; Heteromyidae. Gene Ontology annotation, biological process: phosphatidylinositol dephosphorylation; negative regulation of peptidyl-serine phosphorylation. The record is from RefSeq and is a predicted model, not a curated record.
GGUAACAAGGGUGGAGUGAGCGUGCGCCUAGCGGCCUUCGGGCACAUGCUCUGCUUCCUGAACUGCCACCUGCCAGCCCACAUGGACAAGGCCGAGCAGCGCAAGGACAACUUUCAAACCAUCCUUAGCCUUCAGCAGUUCCAGGGCCCCGGAGCGCACGGCAUCCUAGAUCACGACCUUGUGUUCUGGUUUGGGGACCUGAACUUCCGCAUCGAGAGCUAUGACCUGCACUUUGUCAAAUUCGCCAUCGACAGCGACCAGCUCCAUCAGCUCUGGGAAAAGGACCAGCUCAACAUGGCCAAGAACACAUGGCCCAUCCUGAAGGGCUUCCAGGAGGGACCCCUUAACUUUGCUCCCACCUUCAAGUUUGACGUGGGCACUAACAAAUACGACACCAGUGCAAAGAAGAGGAAGCCAGCCUGGACAGACCGUAUCCUGUGGAAGGUCAAGGCUCCAGGUGGAGGCCCCAGCCCCUCAGGACGGGAGAGCCAUCGGCUCCAGGUGACCCAGCACAGCUACCGAAGCCAUAUGGAAUAUACAGUCAGUGACCACAAGCCAGUGGCUGCCCAGUUUGUCCUACAG